Molecule: messenger RNA, 1491 nt
Organism: Tyto alba (common barn owl)
Lineage: Eukaryota; Metazoa; Chordata; Aves; Strigiformes; Tytonidae
Gene: MYL4
Product: myosin light chain 4
Exons: 7
Coding region: 684-1241 (185 amino acids)
Cellular component (GO): myosin II complex
Molecular function (GO): calcium ion binding
Source: RefSeq, a predicted model, not a curated record
AUGAAUUAAAUGCCUGGCUUUAGCCAUCGUUUACAUUGCUCUCGUUAGCCAUCCUGAUGGAGGUGAGCACGGCUUCUCGCCUGCAGCAUGGCCUUUUCCAGGGCACAGUCUCAGCCCUGGGAAGAGACUGAGGCAAACCAGACCCUGAGGACAAGGCUGGGGGGAUCGUUCCGAGAGGACUGAGCUCCUUUGAAGUAGCACUUCAUAAAUCCUGGUCCUAAAAAGGGCUCUGCAGCGUUCGCCCUUGCAGGCCUAAAAACAGACGCGCUUUUCCCGUGGGUAUCACGGCAGGUUUAUCAGCCAUCAUGUUGCUAUUUUCUUUCCAGGCACCCGGGGCCAUACGCGUUUAGGUUUUCAGUGAUCGUUUAGCAAGCAGCCCCCAUGCAGCCCACCCAGUGCAGGUGCUGGAGGGGGAGAUGUCCCCCCUUUUGCGGCUGGGGAGGGGUGGCUGGUGGCUUUGCUGCGCCGGGAGCUGAUGACAAUGGGCAAUUGUCAAGUUGGGGCCCCUCUCGUUUGAGUUUUCUUCCUUUUAUAGUAAGUAGCAGUUGCUCCAGCAGCUGGCCUGCCCCUCUGGGGUGAGGACAGGGCUCAGUAUAUAAGAGAAGGAGCAGACUUUGCCUUUCAUCCCUCUGUUCGGCUGCUUCACUGGGCGGCAGGGCUCAUCCUUGCAAAGACCCAGCGCGAUGCCGCUCAAGAAACCCGACCCGAAGAAGGAAGCAGCCAAACUGGCUCCAGCCCCGGAGCCACCCAGGGAGCCUGCCUUCGAUCCCAAGAGUGUGAAGAUUGAAUUCACUGCAGAGCAGAUCGAAGAGUUCAAAGAAGCCUUCAGCCUGUUUGACCGGACGCCCACAGGAGCCAUGCAGAUCACCUACGCGCAGUGCGGCGAUGUCCUACGGGCACUCGGCCACAACCCCACCAACGCAGAGGUCCUGAAGGUGCUGGGCAAGCCCAAACAAGAAGAAAUGAACACAAAGAUGCUGGACUUCGAGACCUUCCUCCCCAUCCUGCAGCAUUUCACCCGUAACAAGGAGCAGGGCACCUUCGAGGACUUUGUUGAAGGGCUGCGCGUCUUCGACAAGGAGGGCAACGGCAUGGUGAUGGGGGCUGAGCUGCGCCAUGUGCUGGUCACACUGGGUGAGAAGAUGACAGAAAGCGAGGUGGAGCAGCUCAUGGCAGGGCAAGAAGAUGCCAAUGGCUGUAUCAACUAUGAAGCUUUUGUCAAGCACAUCAUGUCUGGCUGAAAGAAGAAACUUCAGGCUCUCAUAAUUGUUUGAGCCCACCUGAGCACCAGGAACAGCAAGAUGCCUCCAUCCAUGUCCCUUCCUCCCUGGAUGUUGGACAUCUGCAGAGACGUUUCGCAUGAGCCACCAUGAAGAGUUGGCCUCCACGUGUGUGUGCCUAAGCCUUGGUAUACAAUGAGACACCUGCAACUUCGUUUUAAACCUUAAGUUAUUCUUUUCAGGUUUUUCCUGCGACAUUUGGCUCAUUAAA